Messenger RNA from Pistacia vera, 1431 nucleotides. Its product is annotated as putative F-box protein At3g29830. NCBI's taxonomy places the organism in Eukaryota, Viridiplantae, Streptophyta, Magnoliopsida, Sapindales, Anacardiaceae. The record is from RefSeq and is a predicted model, not a curated record. Gene Ontology annotation, molecular function: protein binding. The coding region runs from base 1 to 1431 and encodes 476 amino acids. The transcript is spliced from 3 exons.
AUGGCAAUUAUUGAGAAUGAUGGUUUCUCAAGUCUCCCAGACGAACUUGUCAUCUUGAUCAUCUCCUUCCUUCCCUUUAUUGAUGCGUUUCGCCUUUGUUUGUUAAGAAAAGAAUGGCAUAAAAGGGCUCUUUGGUUGCAUUGCCCUAACUUCGAACUGUUUGAAGCAGACUUCACGUUUCCAGGUGCCAGGCAAUAUUCGUUCAAUGUUGGAAAAAGAGUCCGUUCCAUGGAGUUGAAAAGAUUUGGGAAGCUGCGAUUUGUAGAUUUUCUCAAUAAGGCCGUUAAUGGUCUAACCUCACCGGCGUUAUCCAAAUUCAGUUUCCGCAUGUUUUAUUCCACCCAAUACCAAGAAAAUGUAGAUAAGUGGAUCAAUGUUGCCUUGGCAAAAUAUGUGAAGGAGUUAAGUCUAGACUUUUCAGAUGGAGACCCCAUAGAUCCCCAGCCACUGUUGCUCAAUGCUCCACAAUAUGUCUUGCCCAAUUUUUUCUAUGAAAAUGGCAGGUCUAUUAGGGUUUUGAACCUAAACUCGUGCGGUUUGGGUUCUUUCAACUUUCAGAACUUUAUUGGGCUAAGUAGCUUGACGCUAACAAGGGUGAGGCUUCAUUGGGAGGAGAUAGCACCUCUACUGGCCGCUUGUCCUCUGUUGGAGAGUUUGUGCUUAGUGGAGUGUUAUCGAGUGAUUAAGAUUGAUAUGAGUUUCGUGUUAUUGAGGCUUAAAAGGUUGAUAAUCAGGCAUUGUGUACCAGUUACUCUUGGGGUGGAGCUUUGCCUUCCAAAACUUCAAUAUUUUGAGUAUGCAGGGAGAAUGGUGCUGUUGAAUCUGAGCAAAUUAGAUGAAAUACAGGAAGUGGUUUUGGAUUAUCGUUUGGAUUUUUUUUAUCCUUAUGAGGCUGAGGAUAUAGUGGCACUUUUUUCUGGUUUUGCUGACGCCAGGAUCCUUAAAGUAUGCACUUCUGCUCUCAAGAAGUUUUCCAAGGACUACUUAUUGUACUGCAAACCACCGGCUCACAUAUUGCACAUCGAGCAUUUGACAUUGAAGACAUGCUUAGGACGAUAUGAACUGCCAGCCAUAAUGUGCUUGCUCAGAAGUUCACCGCACCUCAAAACACUCUCAAUUUUGUCCAGCUUGAUGGAGUUGACAGAGUAUCAGGAUUUUAUGUAUAAUCGCUAUAGUGAUCGAUUGCCUGAAGGAAUUUGGACAAAAAAAGGAUGGAGACUUGAUAAUCUUGAACGGGUUGAGAUGCAGGGGUUUACAGCAAAGAAAAUUGAAGUUGACCUUCUCAAAUUCAUACUGAGGAAAUCAAGAUUCCUCCAGAAACUAAUUGUUAAACCUUUGAUCAGAGGUUCUUCAUCAGAAAAUUCAAAGGCCUUGAAGGAUCUGAAAGAUGUGGCGGUUGCUUCUGGUCAGGCAGUGAUAAAAUGGUAUUGA